UCCUUGGGUUUCAGAAUGCCUCCGAAAGAUGACAAGAAGAAGAAAGAUGCUGGGAAGUCUGCCAAGAAAGACAAAGACCCAGUGAACAAAUCUGGGGGCAAGGCUAAAAGAAGGUGGGAGUCAAUUUUUCUAAGAUUAAAGAUGACUGGGACGGCCUGGGUUGGUUGUGCAUCAUCCUGCAAACAAGAAAGGUCUCCAGUUCCAUUCUCAUCAGGGCACAUGCCCAGGUUUGGGGCACUGUACUCCCAUCCCUUCCUGGGUGCUUGCAGAAGGCAACCAAAGUGGUCCAAAGGCAAAGUUCGGGACAAGCUCAAUAACCUAGUCUUAUUUGACAAAGCAACAUAUGAUAAACUCUGUAAGGAAGUUCCCAACUACAAGCUUAUAACCCCAGCUGUUGUCUCUGAGCGACUGAAGAUCCGUGGUUCCUUGGCUAGGGCAGCCCUUCAGGAGCUCCUUAGUAAAGGACUUAUUAAACUAGUUUCAAAGCACAGAGCUCAAGUAAUUUACACCAGAAACACCAAAGGUGGGGAUGCUCCAGCUGUUGGUGAAGACGCAUGAAACAACAGGUCCCACCAGCUGUACCUUUUGAAAAAUAAAACUUUAUUGAACCAGUAGUGGAUGUGUGUGUUUCCUAAGAGAAGCAGUUACAAGGAAUAAUAGCAGGUGUGGGUUUGCUGACUGGUUGUU
Molecule: messenger RNA, 687 nt
Organism: Phyllostomus discolor (pale spear-nosed bat)
Lineage: Eukaryota; Metazoa; Chordata; Mammalia; Chiroptera; Phyllostomidae
Gene: RPS25
Product: ribosomal protein S25
Exons: 6
Coding region: 16-558 (180 amino acids)
Cellular component (GO): cytosolic small ribosomal subunit
Molecular function (GO): structural constituent of ribosome
Source: RefSeq, a predicted model, not a curated record